Molecule: messenger RNA, 1134 nt
Organism: Hansenula ciferrii
Lineage: Eukaryota; Fungi; Ascomycota; Saccharomycetes; Phaffomycetales; Wickerhamomycetaceae
Exons: 1
Coding region: 1-1134 (377 amino acids)
Source: RefSeq, a predicted model, not a curated record
AUGAUUGUAAAUCAUUCAUCAAUAGGUGUUUUAUCAGAUACAAAGAGGACUUUAUUCAUAAAAUUUCCAAGAAAACCUAAAUUAUGUUCAACAAAUAAUGAUUUAACUACAGUGGAAUUCCAAUAUUUAUUUUUUAACGAUGAGAAAUGUCAAAUUAAUUCUCGAUUUAUUCAGGAUAGAUUUACAAGUCAAAUGAUGCUAUUCACCUUUUUUGUGAAGGAUUCCAUGUACAAUGGAGGUAAUGUAUUGAAUGUAUUACUUGCAUCACGUAAAUUGAACUAUAGAGACCCUGGUGAAUCACAAUUGAGAUUAAUUAAAAAUGUCACUGAAAUGAAUUCAAUCUUGAAAUUAAACACUGAAUUUUUUAAAAAUGAUCCAAUUGAACUGGACUUAUUGAAAUGUUACCAAUCAAUGUUUGAUAAUUUAAAAAAUCAUGGUAUACAUGCUGAGAUCCCAAUUGCUUCAUAUUUUCAUAAAGAGUUUCUUAAAGCUGAUCCAUGUGUAUCAAUAAUUGCAAAUAGUAAUGAAUUAUACAGAAUUUUCCCCAAUCCAGAGAUCUUAAAGUAUAAACAUGUUAUAUUAAAUAUAUUUGAUAUUGAAAAACAUGUAAAAGUUUGGUCAAAUACAAUGAGAUCUAAAGAAAAUGCUAAUCAUGAACAUUUAGAAAAAAUUGCCAACUUCUCAAAUUUUUAUGAUAUGAUUACAAGACCAACUUUUUUCAAAGAAGCUUGGAUAAUGACUUAUAUUAACUAUAAAAAUUCACAAAUAUCUAAUUCAGAUAAUCCAGAUCAAAGAGCAAUAAUAAAUUACCCUAAAUUAAUAGAAGCUGGAAAUUUAAAAAGUUAUCAUUUGAAAGGAUUUUAUCAUAUUAAAGAAUUCAUAAGUCAUCCAUGGUCACUGAAUGGUCCAUUAACUGAAGAAUUAAAAGACAAAAGUAUUGAUGCAGCUUUAAAACAAUCAGAAUCAUUAAAAAAAAUUGGUAUUAAAAUUAAAGAAAUUGAGAGAUUUCAAUAUGAUUCAUCAAAUGAUAAAUUUUAUUUUUUAUGGAAUGCAAGAGAAAUUGGUAUUAUGAAACCAGAUGAUAUUGAAAUUUUAGACUUCUAUGGUUUGAAGACUGCACUAUUUAACGGAUGA